Molecule: messenger RNA, 2140 nt
Organism: Lontra canadensis (Northern American river otter)
Lineage: Eukaryota; Metazoa; Chordata; Mammalia; Carnivora; Mustelidae
Gene: PEX2
Product: peroxisomal biogenesis factor 2
Exons: 4
Coding region: 311-1228 (305 amino acids)
Biological process (GO): protein import into peroxisome matrix
Cellular component (GO): peroxisomal membrane
Molecular function (GO): zinc ion binding
Source: RefSeq, a predicted model, not a curated record
CGUCCCGGGCUUUCCGCCGCGCUCCGAAGCUUAGUUCUCCUUGGUUUAAUUUCCCCUUUUUUUCUCAGACACUUCCGGGUCCUGCGUCGCUCCGGAAGCCCGCGAGUUCCGGAAGCCGGGGUAAUCCAGGUUCUGCUAGAAGCCAAGCCUCCCAGAAAAUGUCUCAGAGAAAGUUACGUGGGACGGGGGCGUUUCGCAGACUCCUAAGACCUUUCCCUUAACUGCCUGUGAAUAAGGGGAGUUUUGUGAUCCUUCAUGGUGUCUUCACAUUUCAAGAUUCAUUCUUUGUUUUGAAACCCUCCAAGAAGACAUGGCUUCCAGAGAAGAGAACAUGAAAAGGACGAACAGAGUGCUGAGAAUAAGUCAGUUGGAUGCACUUGAACUGAACAAGGCCCUGGAGCAGCUAGUUUGGUCCCAGUUUUCUCAGUGCUUUCAUGGAUUUAAGCCAGGGCUGUUAGCCCACUUUGAACCAGAGGUGAAAGCAUUACUGUGGCUUUUCUUGUGGCGAUUCACCAUCUAUUCUAAAAAUGCCACUGUGGGACAAUCCAUUUUGAAUAUUCAGUAUAAAAAUGAUUUUUCCCCAAAGCUGAGGUACCAGCCACCAAGUAAGAAUCAGAAGCUGUGGUAUGCUGUGUGUACAAUUGGCGGGACAUGGCUGGAAGAGCGCUGCUAUGACCUGUUUCGAAACCGUCAUUUGGCAUCAUUUGGGAAAGCCAGGCAGUGUAUGAAUAUCAUGGUUGGACUUUUUAAAUUAGGUGGGCUCAUUAAUUUCCUGAUUUUCCUUCAGAGGGGCAAGUUUGCAACUUUGACAGAACGUCUCCUAGGCAUUCGUUCUGUAUUUUGCAAGCCCCAAAACAUACGUGAAGUUGGCUUUGAGUAUAUGAAUAGGGAACUUCUCUGGCAUGGUUUUGCUGAGUUUCUGAUUUUUCUCUUACCACUUAUUAAUAUCCAGAAAUUGAAAGCUAAGUUGUCUUCAUGGUGUAUUCCUCUUACUGGUGCUUCUAAUAGUGACAAUACGUUAUCCACCAGUGGCAAACAGUGUUCUCUGUGUGGAGAGUGGCCCACCAUGCCUCACACCAUAGGAUGUGAGCAUAUCUUCUGUUACUACUGUGUUAAAAGUAGUUUCUUAUUUGACGUGUACUUUACUUGUCCUAAGUGUGGCACAGAGGUACACAGUGUGCAGCCACUAAAAUCAGGAAUUGAGAUGUCAGAAGUGAAUGCUCUUUAGAAACUAAGAUUGUUUCCUCUGAGGAAAACUGUAUUAUAUUCAAAUCCUUAAUGUUAGUCAUCCUAAGCAUACUGUUUAGGAGGGAAUGUGCUUUUCAGCCACUGUCUUCUAUUCCUUUCCAAGUAUGAAAUUCUAAUCACUAGACACCACAUGAUUCUGUAUAUAUUAUACAAACAAUAAUGUAUUACUUUUCUUUAAAUCAUUGCAUUCAGUUUUUAAUGUUGAGAAUAAUGGACAGUUUUUGUCAGACUACUAAAAACACUCUCUCAUUUUGCUACUUCCUGGAAAGAGGUUAGAUUCUAAAAUGAUUUCGGAGACUUGAGAUGAGUGUGUAUUUAUUUUCAAAGAUGGCAUUAUAACGUCAUAAUCUGACAAUGAUAAGACCCUGUUGUUUUGAGACUUAAGAUCUAGUGCCCCAGUUGUAAUUUUAAGCUACUCUCUAAAACCCGUUUUUAAAGCGUUCAGUUGGCUUCCCUCUCAGGCAAAAUAAGGGCCACCAGGAGCUCCAGACUGAUGUUUUGCCGGCUUUCUGAUUCCCUGGGAAUAAGAGCUUCUUGUGUAAUAGUUCAGGCUAAAUCCAGGACCUCAUUGUCAUUGGUCUGCCUGGGAUUACACAUUUGUGAGCCAGGACAAGAAAAGUACUAAUCUUGAUUACUAGAUGUAUACCACGUGGACCCGUAGUAGGAGAGAGGCAGUUCACAGGAAAGUCAGGUGCCAUUGUAAGAAUAGUGGAUGGUGGGCAGGUAGAAACAAAGAUCCCUACUAGAGUCCACAUUUACCUUUUUCAUAUCAAAAGUUUGUAUGUAUUUAAUUUUGCCAGUGAUCUAAGUUGAUGAGAACAUAAGUAACUGAGUGGUUGACUUAGAUUAAAGAUUUAAAAGGAUUAAAUGAAUAAAUAUUUUGUUAUACCAA